AUCAAACAAAAGCAUAGUUUCCUAUACAACUCUUAACUUUCUUCUUUGAGAAACAAGUGCAUUUUUUUUUAUUCCAAUUAUGGCCACUGUCGAGGUUGUAUCAGCAAAGACAGCACUCUCCGAAGACACGGCUGAAUUAUCAUUGGUAUCUGAUGAGAAAAAGAGUGAAGAAAUUGUUGAAAGUCCAAUUAUAGCUGCAGCAUCAGAAACCAAAGAAAAAGAAACUGUUGUUGAAUCUUCAGCUGAAGAAACCAAGCCAUUGGAUGAAGCUGAGAAGGUAGAAGAAGUUGUGACAGUGAAAGACAAAGAAGAGGAAACAAAAGAAAAUGUUGAUUCUGUUGAAGAAUCUGAGACAGAAGAUGUUGGUAAAGAAGAGAAGGUGAUAGCUGAGGCGGAAGAAGCCUCAGAAGAGAAAAGUGAGGAAAAGGUUGAUGCAGAAGAAGAAGCUUUAGAUGAAAAGAAAGAGGAAAAAGUUAUCAUCAACACUGAGACUCCAAUUGAGAAGAGUGAGUAAAGGGGAAAAUAUGUGGUUUAUGUAAAAUGUUUAAUUAGAGAACAUGAUUAAUAAUUUUUAAGUUUCAUGUCAUGUUACUUUAUGUGUCUUUUUCUUGUUACUUGUUUGUGGUCUCACCAAUAAAUAUAGCUAAUAAUAUAAUGUAGUACUACUAGCUAAAUGUAUGGGGAUGGAUGGAUCCAUUUUAAUUUAUCCAAUGUCACAUUUUCAGUAAUUAUAUAUGUCUUUGUUUGUUCAAAUAAAUAUCUAUAUUGUUAGUGUUCUAA
Molecule: messenger RNA, 780 nt
Organism: Cicer arietinum (chickpea)
Lineage: Eukaryota; Viridiplantae; Streptophyta; Magnoliopsida; Fabales; Fabaceae
Source: RefSeq, marked validated